CUCUUAGCUCCUUCCCAUUUUGGAUCCCCUUCAUAUUUUCUCUUUCUCAAAAAAAGAAAAAAAAACAUUCAUGGAGAAGAAUAAUGAGAAGGAAACACACGAUUUCAUGAACGUGGAAUCCUUCUCUCAGCUUCCCUUUAUCCGCCCUUCCCUCGUUAAAGAAAAGGGUAUUCGUUUAUUCGGCAAGGAAUUCGGCGGCUGCGACGGUGGUGACUGGGCUACGGCCGCCACCAUCAACGACUCAGAGCCAAACUCAGCUCAGAACAACGAAGACACGACGAAGGAAAACGAUAAGGAAGAAUUUAACAACAAUAAUAAUAUCAACAGAAGAUUUGAGUGUCACUAUUGUUGCAGAAACUUCCCCACAUCCCAAGCUUUAGGUGGUCACCAAAACGCUCACAAAAGGGAACGCCAACACGCGAAACGACAUCACCUAACCACGCACCACAAUUCUUCUGCGUCCGAUGCUCAUAAUAUUUAUGGGGUUUUCAACUAUAAGCUAGCCGUAGCUCAACCAACGCCGUCAAUGGCGGCUUACCCUUCGUGGAACAAUAGCAUUAACAGUAGUAUGAACAUCCGUAAUGGUAGGUUUUAUGGGAACCAAGGCUCGUUUUCUCAGCCACCGCUCAUCAAUGGCAGCCCACUGGGGUUCAUGAGAAUCCCUACUACAGUUCAGAGUAACUCAUGUAAUUUCAAUCGUGACCGUUCGACGACGCACGAUGAGUUGAAGGUUCCGUCACAGGUGGUGGUCGGUGGUUCGAGUUCCCAGAGUCGUGGGUACGUUUAUGGAUCAAAACCUAGCGUUGGUGACCAUGUUAGCUUGGAUCUACAUUUGUAAUGAGUUCCCAGAUUGUUUUGAACGUACAUCAGCUUCUUGUCUUGUGGUGUGCAAAAACACUCAGUUUCAUUGUUAGAGGAGUGAAGAAAUUUGCUGAUAGGGGUUUAGUUUAAGCAUCAGCAACUGAUCUAUAGCAGGGACAUAAUUGAUUUCAAUACUUUCUCUCGCAACUCAAGUUCCAUAUGCUUCAUAAACAAA
This is a messenger RNA of Hibiscus syriacus, 1036 nucleotides long. Its product is annotated as zinc finger protein 8-like. Gene Ontology annotation, biological process: response to gibberellin; trichome differentiation; trichome morphogenesis. Bases 71 to 838 code for a protein of 255 amino acids. The record is from RefSeq and is a predicted model, not a curated record. Lineage: Eukaryota; Viridiplantae; Streptophyta; Magnoliopsida; Malvales; Malvaceae. Gene Ontology annotation, molecular function: DNA-binding transcription factor activity. The transcript has a single exon.